UUCCCUUUACCUUUUUUACCCCCUUGUAAUUCAGUUUCUUUUUUCUUUCUCCAUUACUCCUCUGCCACAGCUUUCUCCCCCUUCACUUUUCCUUCCUAAAGCAAGGGUAUCCGCAUUUAUGUGGCCAUGAACCCAGAUUUGCCCUCUUCUUUAAGCUGAACGGCGUGAUAGCCUGGAGCCCUACGUAAGAAUCACCUCCUGAGCCUGUUGAAGUGGAGAUACUCAUUUUUGUAGGUCUGGACCUCACAGCUGCGUCUUUCACGAGCUCCCAGGUCACUACUAUGAAAGGCUUAUAUUUUCAACAGGGUUCCACAAAUGAAGAAAUAACAUUUGUAUUUCAAGAAAGGGAAAAUUUUCCUGUUACAGAAGAUAACUUUGUGAAAGUUCAAGUUAAAGCUUGUGCUCUGAGCCAGAUAAAUACAAAGCUUCUGGCAGAAAUGAAAAUGGAAAAAGAUUUCUUCCCUGUUGGAAGAGAAGUUGCUGGAAUUGUGUUAGAUGUUGGAAGCAAGGUAUCAUUCUUUCAACCUGAUGAUGAAGUAGUUGGAAUUUUGCCCCUGGAUUCUGAAGAUCCUGGACUUUGUGAAGUCAUUAGAGUGCAUGAGCAUUACUUAGUUCAUAAACCAGAAAAGGUUACAUGGACAGAAGCAGCUGGAACAAUUCGGGAUGGAGUACGAGCCUAUACAGCCCUGCAUUAUCUUUCUCAUCUCUCUCCUGGAAAAUCAGUGCUGAUAAUGGAUGGAGCAAGUGCGUUUGGUACAAUAGCCAUUCAGUUAGCACAUCAUAGAGGAGCCAAAGUGAUUUCAACAGCUUGCAGCCUGGAAGACAAGCAGUGCCUGGAGAGACUUAGGCCUUCUAUAGCCCGAGUGAUUGAUGUAUCAAAUGGGAAAGUCCACGUUGCUGAAAGCUGUUUAGAAGAAACAGGUGGUCUGGGAGUAGACAUCGUCCUAGAUGCUGGAGUGAGAUUAUAUAGUAAAGAUGAUGAGCCAGCUGUAAAACUACAACCAUUCCCACAUAAACACGAUAUCAUCACGCUUCUUGCUGUUGGAGGACAUUGGAUAACAGCAGAAGAAAACCUUCAGUUGGAUCCUCCAGAUAGCCAUUGCCUUUUCCUCAAGGGAGCAACGGUGGCUUUCCUUAAUGAUGAAAUUUGGAAUUUAUCAAAUGUACAACAAGGAAAAUAUCUUUGUGUCUUAAAAGAUGUGAUGGAGAAGUUAUCAUCUGGUGUUUUUAGGCCUCAGUUGGAUGAACCCAUUCCACUACCUCAGCUGGAUGGACCCAUCGCAGUAUUUGAAGCCAGUUUUCUUUGGAAAUUGUUGAGAAAAAUCAAGGAAGAUAAAAGCAGUUCUGUUUUUAAGCAUGUCUUCCUGCUAAGACAAGAUGUUCGGUUAUGUGAUGUAUUUCAAAAUUAUUUGCAAAAUUAUUGUGCAAACGGUCGAUAUAAUUCUUUAACAUCUGAAGGGAGUAUUCUGAAAGUCUUUAUUGUUUCUCUGCAUUUUACCUCUGGUAUAAAAUUCUUUCCACGAAGAAGACUGCCUUCAGCAAAAGGCACAUUAACUACCUGCACAUGCUACGCCUUUGCUAUACUGUGAAAGUGUUACUAAUUUGUAUCAACUCAAUUCUCAACAAGCCUCCGCUGUCAUAAUUUCAGCAUUUGAGUAUAUUUCCAGAUCUCAAAGUAACCCACAGGCACUUAAGUCUUUUAAAGUAUUGCUUCACUCCGAGUUUUUCCAGGAUCUAACAAUCACGGUAACAGCGGCAAGGGCUGGGGAGGCCAGGCAUCGUAAAGGAGGUGGGGAGGGUUGCCUGAGGCUAUGCUUGGCCAGUCGCUUCCCAUCGGAGUUCUCUGUUGGAAGAUGGGGCGGUGGAGGCCAAGGCCCUUGUGCCACCUGUACACGUUGCCGGCCUCUUUAAGUUCUCAAAGCAGCAGCCCGUCACCGCAGCUCAAGAGUGAUACUUGCUUUUCAUCCAGGCGCCAUACCCUCGGCUGAUCGCAUCUCUGCUGCGAAUGUCAGUAGCGUCUGGCCAUUGCGGUGCCCGGCAAGCUAGUGCACGUCCGGUACCUCGCGCGUGCUAGCCCGCGUUGCCACAUGU
Messenger RNA from Castor canadensis (American beaver), 2091 nucleotides. Lineage: Eukaryota; Metazoa; Chordata; Mammalia; Rodentia; Castoridae. The record is from RefSeq and is a predicted model, not a curated record.